CUUCUACAAAUGACAUCCGGAACUAUCCGAAAAGGCUGCGGAAAAUAAGGAUGCGGGGAGGACCCGAAUGUCCAAUGCAACGACAAUGGAAAAGUGGUUUAACUUUCUUGGAAAGGUACUCGAGGAUGAAGGGCUGAAAAACUUACCAGACAGGAUUUAUAAUUGUGACGAGACCGGUUGGUCUGGAAAGGAAGCGGGAAAAGCCAAAGUUGUUGGGAGAAAAGGUGGCCACACAUUUAAACAAAAAAUGGGAGUGUCAAGCCACAUCACGGCACACUUGUGCGUAUGCGCGGAUGGCAGAUUUCUUCCAACCAUGUUGAUAUUUCAGGGGUCUUUACCACAUAGGGAGUUCAAGGAUGGCCUUCCGUCAUCAUGGCUGUAUGCCUCCAGUGAAAGUGGAUAUAUGGACGGGGACUUGUUUCUGGCCUGGUUCAAAUCCUGCUUUCUGAAAUAUUGUACCAAAGAAAGACCAGUUUGCUUAAUCAUGGAUAAUCAUGAUUCUCAUAUUACUUUACCACUUGUGAAAGCAGCCAAAGAGAACAAUGUCAUUUUGAUAGGUCUUCCUGGUCACACUACGCAUAUUUUGCAGCCAUUAAACGUCAAGAUCAUUGGUCCGUUGAAAAGCAGAUGUGCCACAAUUGCUGAAAGGUGUGGUUUUGUUAACAACAGUUUCAACAUAAGCAAGGCAAGAUUCCCACUAAUUCUGAAUUAUGCUAUAGACCAGACAACCCCGUCAUCUGUCAAAGAAGCAUUUCGGGCAACUGGCAUAUGCCCAUUGGAUGGAAGUGCUAUUGAUAAGUCACAAAUAGUACCUGCUACAUUUGCAAAACCAACAACUGCUACAGAGGAAAAUAAUGAUGAUAACGAUGCAAGAACAUGUCCAACGUGUGGAGCUUUUGCUGCGAAUCCAUUAGUGCAGCAAGGUCUGGUACCGCAGCAUUUGGCUGAUGUUCUAAUGCCAACACCAUCACAGCCCUUAUCAAGCCAGAAGAAGAAAAGAGUUGUUGCCGAAGGGCGUGUGAUAAGUGGUGAUGAGAUUCUUCAUAAAUUGAAGGAUGAAAAGGAGAACAAGAAAAAAGAAAUAAAUAUUAUGAAAAAAAAAUCUGGCGACGUACAAGGCACUCUAAAGUUGAAAAAGCACAUUGUGUCAGGACAAAAGUCGAGUGCAGAAAAGGCUGUCAUCACAAGAGACAAAGGUCUUGCUAGCGUCAUAUAUACAUGUGGUGUGUGCGAUGUGCGUGGAAGGAAGGAUGAUGAGGUGAAUAGGAUUGAGUGGGUGGGAUGUGAUGAGGAGAUGUGCCUGUCAUGGUUUCAUUUGGAUUGUUUGAGCGAAAGUGAACGGGAAUAUGUGCGCGAGAGUUUGGCAGAUGAUACUGACUGGUAUUGUAAAAUGUGUAAACCCUGGUUGUAUGAGGAAGAAUAA
Mercenaria mercenaria is the source of this 1423-nucleotide messenger RNA. RefSeq lists its product as uncharacterized. Gene Ontology annotation, cellular component: nucleus. The record is from RefSeq and is a predicted model, not a curated record. NCBI's taxonomy places the organism in Eukaryota, Metazoa, Mollusca, Bivalvia, Venerida, Veneridae. Bases 68 to 1423 code for a protein of 451 amino acids. The transcript is spliced from 6 exons. Gene Ontology annotation, molecular function: DNA binding.